AUGUCGUACCUUGUGGUCAUUCCUCCCGAGGCUUGGCCUAUUGAUGACUUGUUCAAGGGCGAUGUUAAUUUGUAUGUAGACGGACGUCCAGUUGACGCCCAGGGCGAUGGGGAGAUAGAUGAGGAUGUUGUAGCUGUUCCACCUCCUGUUGUUCCUGUCAUGGAGAUAUCUUCUGACACUAGUUUGCAUCCGGUUUCAGACUCCUUUGAGUCUGUGACAUCUUCAGCCUUACAGGUGGCCGGAUUGCAGCUUUUUGCUACUGACUUUGCCAACGACACCGCUAUGUCUGUUGCACUAUCACUUGCUCGAGAUCCCACACCUCCACAUGAUCUAGAGCCUACUCCUGAGCUAGCUCCUGUUCCUUUUGACAUUGCUCCCCUUAUUCCUGAUCCAGCUCCUGCACCUGUUGACCCUCCUUUUGUUGAGCCAUUUAUUCCCGCACCCGCACCCGCUGAUGUUGCUCCUCUCCCUCCUAUAGAGUCCGAUGUCCAUCGCACUAACUUACCUACCAUUUUCUUACAGGACAUCCCUGCACCCCGUCCAGGGGAAGGUACUUCAGGCCAGCACCCGCGUGACGAUCCUUUUGCGCCAGCAACAUUUCCUCCGACCUCAUAG
Helianthus annuus (common sunflower) is the source of this 615-nucleotide messenger RNA. Its product is annotated as RNA-binding protein 12-like. The transcript has 2 exons. Bases 1 to 615 code for a protein of 204 amino acids. Lineage: Eukaryota; Viridiplantae; Streptophyta; Magnoliopsida; Asterales; Asteraceae. The record is from RefSeq and is a predicted model, not a curated record.